Gymnodraco acuticeps is the source of this 821-nucleotide messenger RNA. Its product is annotated as piggyBac transposable element-derived protein 4-like. The transcript has 2 exons. The coding region runs from base 38 to 799 and encodes 253 amino acids. The record is from RefSeq and is a predicted model, not a curated record. Lineage: Eukaryota; Metazoa; Chordata; Actinopteri; Perciformes; Bathydraconidae.
GUCCAGCGGAAUAAGACACACAGGUCGCAACAUAACCAUGGAUAACUUCUUUACCAGCAUUCCUUUGGCUGAGAAGCUCCUAGAGAAGAACCUUACGCUUGUGGGGACUCUUCGCCAGAACAAGCCAGACAUACCACCUGUCAUGAAGCCAAACAAACUGAGAGAGAAGUACAGCUCCAAAUUUGGAUUCUGUGGCAACAUGACAAUGGUGAGCUAUGUCCCGAAAAAGGGGAAGGCUGUUGUGCUGCUAAGCACAAUGCAUGAUGACACAGCAGUGGAUGACCAGAGUGUUAAGAGGAAGCCAGAAGUGAUCCAAUAUUACAACCACACAAAAUCAGGAGUGGACACAAUGGAUCAAAUGGUUCGCACGUACACCUGCAAGCGGAGAACACGGAGGUGGCCCAUGGUGCUCUGGCACAAUGUGCUGGAUGUUGCCACCCUCAACGCCUUCACCAGCUACACUGCACAACACCCUGGUUACAUGGGUGGUGUGACUAAUGCACGGCGGCUCUUCAUAAAGGAGCUGGGCAAAGAGCUGGUCAUGCCACACAUGAGGAGACGCAUGGAGGGCACGUCCCACCUCCAAACCCAUAUUACAGAGGCAAUGGAAAGAUGUGGGUUAAAAAAAGUAAGCGCAGCCACCACCCAGCCACAGGAGGGCCAAGUGAAGAGGAAGAGGUGCAAGAUCUGCCCAACUGCCAAAGAUCGAAAAGCCAGCAGCUGGUGUUCCAAGUGCACCAGCCCUGUGUGCAAGGAGCACAAACAUGUUGUUGUGAUUUGUGAGGCAUGUAUGCACUAGAUUGCAACUUACUCAUAUGAGU